AUGGCUGCUGCUCGACCAGUAGUUUCCGUUUACGGCGCUGAUGGCUCUGCCACCGCUGAACAGAUCAACCUCCCAGCCGUCUUCAAGGCUCCCAUCCGAACUGAUGUCGUCCAGUUCGUCCACUCCAACAUCGCCAAGAACGCUCGACAGCCAUACGCUGUCUCUGCCACCGCUGGUGAACAGACUUCUGCCGAGUCCUGGGGUACUGGCCGAGCUGUUGCUCGUAUCCCCCGUGUCCGAGGUGGUGGUACCUCCCGAUCUGGUGCCGCUGCUUUCGGUAACAUGUGCCGAGGCGGUCGAAUGUUCAACCCCAACAAGACCUGGCGAAACUGGCACCGACGUGUCAACGUCACCCAGCGACGAUAUGCCACCGUCUCUGCCAUCGCCGCCACCGGUAUCCCAUCCCUCGCCAUGGCCAAGGGACACGUUGUCAACAACGUCCCUGAGUUCCCACUCGUUCUCGACUCUUCCGUCGAAGGUUUGAAGAAGACCAAGGCCGCCGUCUCCGUCCUCAAGAAGGUCGGCGCCAUCGACGACAUCUACCGAGUCAAGGAAACCCGACGAUUCCGAGCCGGCCGAGGAAAGAUGCGAAACCGACGACGAGUCCAGAAGCGAGGUCCACUUGUCGUUUACCAGAACGACGACGGUAUCGUCCAGGCUAUGCGAAACAUCCCCGGCGUUACCCUCCUCCCCGUCGACCAGCUCAACCUCCUCAAGCUCGCCCCAGGUGGCCACGUUGGACGAUUCACCAUCUACACCGCCAACGCUUUCAAGGCUCUUGACACCGUCUACUCUUCUGCCAACAAGAAGGGCUUCUCCAUGCCACGACCCAUCCUCGCCAACGCUGAUCUCCAGCGAAUCCUCCAGGCCGAUGAAAUCAAGGCUGCCCUCAAGCCCCGACGAUCUGCCACCAAGCGAUCCACCGUCAAGAAGAACCCACUCAAGAACAUCAAGACCAUGCUCAAGCUCAACCCUUACGCCGCUGUUCAGAAGCGAGCCGCUUUCAACAAGGCCGCCAAGAACGCUGCCGAGAAAGCUGCCAAGGCCAAGUAA
Oikopleura dioica is the source of this 1053-nucleotide messenger RNA. NCBI's taxonomy places the organism in Eukaryota, Metazoa, Chordata, Appendicularia, Copelata, Oikopleuridae. The record is from the annotation of a GenBank genome assembly.